AUGGCCACGUGCGACCCCCCCCAAAAUACCACCAGGGCCUUUUCCGGCUUGGCUUUGGGCUCCUGCAAGAUCCCAACAUCCCCUGCCCCGACAAAAAAACCCUCCCGGAGAUCCCCCGAUGGAUUUGGGGCGAGCUCCCCAUCCCCGCUCACCUGCGGGUUCCGGCUGGCCAAGGACAGCAGCGGGGCUGAACGGUUCGUGUGCCACCGCCAGCCCGAGCUGUGGAGCCCUCAGGGCCCCAUGCGAGAGGCAGCCCUGGGGAAUGGCACCGGGAAUGGCACAGGGACCAAGAAUGGCACAGAGCUGAGCACAGAGACCAGGGAGGAGAAAUCCCCGUGGCAGAUCCUCGUGGAAGAGGCUGUUUUGAGCGGCUCCGCAGCGCAGGAAUCCAGCGGGGAGGAAAAGCCGCGGAGCUCCCGCAUGAGGAGGGGCUCCAAACGCAGAUCACGGGGAUCCGAGGAGGAAAGAUCCACCCUGGGCCAGGGAGGCGGCCGCAGAUCGGAGCUGGGGGUUCCUGAGCAGCUUUGCGAUGGGGAGGAGCCCCACAAGUGCUUGAAAUGUGAGAAGAGCUUCAGGUGGAGAUACCUGCUUCUCCAGCACUGGAGAAUCCACACAGGGGAACGGCCCUAUGAGUGUGGGGAAUGUGGCAAUAGCUUCAGGUCAAAGUCUGUACUGAUCAAACACCAGAGGAUCCACACGGGGAUACGGCCCUACAAGUGUGGGCUGUGUGGUAAGAGCUUCAUUUCGAGCUCUGAACUCAUGAAACACCACAGGAUCCACACGGGGGAACGGCCCUAUGAGUGUGGGGAGUGUGGGAAGAGCUUCAGGUCAAAUCCUAAUCUGAUCAAACACCGGAGGAUCCACACAGGAGAACGACCCUGCAAGUGUGGGGAGUGUGGGAAGAGCUUCAGGUUAAAGUCUGAGCUGAUCAGACACCAGAGGAUCCACACGGGGGAACGGCCCUAUGAGUGUGGGGAGUGUGGGAAGAGCUUCACAUCAAACUCUACCCUGACCGUCCACCAGAUGAUCCAUACCGGGGAACGGCCCUAUGAGUGUGGGGAGUGUGGGAAGAGCUUCACGUCAAAUUCUACCCUGACCGUCCACCAGAGGAUCCACACUGGGGAACGGCCCUACGAGUGUCAGGAGUGUGGGAAGAGCUUCACAUCAAACUCUAACCUGACCAUCCACCAGAGGAUCCACACAGGGGAGAGGCCCUACGAGUGUGACCAAUGCAGGAAGAGGUUUCUGACCACCUCCCAUCUCCUCAAGCAUCAGCGCAUUCACACGGAUGAGAAGCCCUUCUGCUGCCCUGAGUGUGGGAAGGGCUUCAGGGACAAUUCCCACCUCAUCACCCACCGGCGCAUCCACACCGCGGAGAGACCCUUUGAGUGUGGGGUGUGUGAGAAGAGCUUCAGCCGCAGAUCCCACCUGUUCCAACACUUUGUGAUCCACAGCAGGGAGAAGCCCUAAGUAUGUCCUAAGUGUGGGAAGAGCUUCUCACAGAGCUCAGCCUUGACCCAACACCAACGGAGGCAACACUGAGGGAAGCCCUGCAAGUGCCCCGAGUGCUGGAAGAGCUUUGUGUGCUGCUCCAGCUCCAUCCCCCAUGGGAGGAUCCAUGCUGGAUGUGCCCCAGUGAGCCCUGGUGAUCCGUGUUGAGAAGACACCUGGCUGGGGGGCUCCACAUCCUCCUGAUUCCUUUGUGGCCUGGACUAUUUUCAUUUCUGUUUGUCCUUUCCAAACACCCCAAAAACGGGGUAAAAAUAAAGAUUUUGAACAAAGGCAUGGAUGGGGACAUGGGGGGAUCUUCCAGGGGUGUGGGGGGUGCUGGGUGCCAGGGAGUUGAGGCUUCCUGGCAGGGAUUUGGGGACUGCUCUGGGCUUUGGGCUCCCCAGGUUGAGCGGCUCCUGUUCCCAGUCCCCUUCCUGUAUUCCUGUUUCCGAUCCCACUCCCACUUUCCUAAUCCCCAUCCCAUAUUCCCAUUCCUGAUUCCCUGUCCCUGUUCCCAUUCUCAGUCCCAUUCCUGGUCCCUGUUCCCUCUUGCCGGAUUCUGCGCUUGCCCUGCUGGCUGCAAUUCCCAAAUCAAUUCCUAAUUCAAUUCCCAAUUAAUUUAUCCCUGUACGAUCUUUUCCCAGCACUGCCCAGAGCUGGCAGGAGCUUGGCCACAUUUCCCAAAAUUCUUCCUCCUCCAGUGCCAGGACUGGGAUCCGUGCCUGUUCCCAAUCUCCAAUAGAUCCGUGCCCAUUCCUGGGCUCCCUGCCCAUUCCCAAUCUCCAAUGGAUCUGUUCCUAUUCCUGGGAUCUGUGUCACUGUCCGUGUCAUUAUCACUGUCACUCUCACUAUUUUCACUGUCACUGUCAUUGUCAUUAACACUGAUAGCAUAGGGUUAAAAUGUUUCUAAAAUCAUGGGAAUUGUAUAGAAUAGAUUCAGGGUGCAGAAAGAAAGGUUGGGUCUGGUAGGCCUGGGAAAGGGAACUAGGCCUUGGGAACAAAUGUUGAGCUUUGUUUUUCGUGGAUCGUGUGAAACUGGACCUGCAUAAUCAUCAUAUGAUAAAUGAUAUGAUUGUUAAAUGUAAUGAUUGCUUGGUAAUUGAGUAUAAUUAUUGGUCAGUUGUAAUGAGAAUUAUGAGAAACGAUGUAAUCGUGACAAGAAUCAUGAGAAAGGACGUUUGGGAGACCUGAUAAAAAUGACAAGAAUUCAUGCUUGGGUAAGAUCAAUGUAUACAAUAGAACAAUAGGGGUUUAAUAAUUAAUAUAUAGUUCUAUAACGAGAAGGGUAUAAAAACAUGUUCAUCUCAAACCUAUGUCAGGGUCAGAUUUGGGUCCAUUUAUACCUGAUUCCCAGAGCUCUUCAAUAAAAGCAUCAGCAUAUAAUCAUCCUGUGAUUAUUCGUGUCUACACUAACGAGAUCACUGUCACCAUCACUGUUAUUGUCACUGUCACCUGUUGUAAUGCAUUAAUUGGGUUUAUACUGUGUUUCAUCAGAUUUGUAAUGUUCCCCUUUAAGUGUAUCACAAGGUUUGUCCCUGCUCUGUCUUGCCCAUCCCCUACACUGGAAUGUAACUCAACUCUGUUCCACUCCCACUUUAUCCCUGAUUGCGCAGUGGCUUGUCCCUGCCUCUGGGCCCUGUCCCCUGGGGAAAAAGCCCCGGCACGGGCAGGGCCUCGGGAGAUCUGGCUCUGGCGUGGACAGGAAAGGAGCUAAAACUAGCUCCUGGGCAAAUAAAGCAAUCUUUUCCCUCCCGGAUAAAGAGCAGGCUCUUUCCUUUUGCCAUCGGCGGUCAUCUGGUCUCAUAAAGAAACUCAACAAUUGGCACCUUACGUGCGGCUCGAAGCCACAAGGGGUUCCCAGAAAGCUGGAAGAACUACUCGGAGAGCACGUGGCCAAGGAAUCUCAUGCAGGUACGUGAGUCACGAAACCUAGCCCACCUAUGCAGAGAAACAGACCCGUCAGGCUUGGCGUUCGCUGUGGAGUCUCUGAACCACAGGAUUCUACAGGCCAGGGCUGCAGUUUUCUCCUUUGGACUCAAAAAUCCCAUUGGAGUGCUGCAAAGAAGCCCGCGACCAGCAGGCUGCUCCCAGAGAGAGUGAGCACAUGUUCGUGGAAAACUGAUCCUGGGAUCAGAGACUGGAAGAUCUUUCUGCACCAAAAAGGGUCAGUCUCAGGCAAAAAGAGUGUUUGGGAAAGAAAGGAAAGGAACGCUGGAUUUUUGGUGAGUACCACUUUCGGUUUUCUAAGGGAAAAUCCUUUUAAGAGGCAUUGAUCCUCAGGGAAAAGGGUUUUUUCCUUUCAGGGAAGGUUUUUGCUUUCAGAGUAAACCUUUAGAGUGCUUUAAUAGCACCUUUCUUUCAGCAGUCUGA
Molecule: messenger RNA, 3861 nt
Organism: Hirundo rustica (Barn swallow)
Lineage: Eukaryota; Metazoa; Chordata; Aves; Passeriformes; Hirundinidae
Product: zinc finger protein 501-like
Exons: 3
Coding region: 1-1470 (489 amino acids)
Biological process (GO): regulation of transcription by RNA polymerase II
Cellular component (GO): nucleus
Molecular function (GO): DNA-binding transcription factor activity, RNA polymerase II-specific; RNA polymerase II transcription regulatory region sequence-specific DNA binding
Source: RefSeq, a predicted model, not a curated record